Coregonus sp. 'balchen' is the source of this 21563-nucleotide messenger RNA. Lineage: Eukaryota; Metazoa; Chordata; Actinopteri; Salmoniformes; Salmonidae. The record is from the annotation of a GenBank genome assembly.
UUCUUAGGAAAAGGUUAAAAUCCACUUGAGCGACAGCAGCGGGUUGAUACAUUGUAUUUUUGUUUUUCUGCAGGGAUGGAGGUGACACGAACAAGUAAUUAACCUCUUUAUGCACCCUUAUAGAUAAUAUACACCAAGAUUAUAUUAAUAUGCUAUUAGAUACACAACGUUAGCUGUCGUUUCUCCCCGAAGAAUAGCAAAAAUAUGAUUCCGUUCAUGUCCGCGAGGUUGCGAAUGCUAACCCGCUAGCUAGCUAGCACGUUGAGUGUACCACAAACUGGCUGAUUGUUGUAUUUGUAUUACAGAUUUCAAAGACAGUUUAAGCACUGUGUACAGCGCAAUAGAUGAAGCGGACUUUCUCGCAAUCGAUGGGGAAUUUUCAGGUAAGCCCUUGUUAGCUAACUAUUUAACUAGCAAACAUUUCUAGCUACAAUUUAGCUAGCUCGCUGGCCAACCCGUCUCAGUGGCUGCUACAAGCCACACACGCAGUCGGUUUUGAACUGAGUGAUACAGUAGCUAAUACGCUAUUUUCGACUUCAGGUAUUAGCGAUGGGCCCAACGUCAGCGCACUAACUAACGGGUUGGACACGCCAGAGGAGCGCUACAUGAAGCUAAAAAAGGUAAUGGUCAAGAGAUGCUAACUCGUUAGAGCCAGAGGCAUGCGUUUAGAGUUGGGGCAAUGCGGUUUCUGCAUUAUGGUGCAUGAUUUACAUGACACUACAACAUUUUAUGGCAGCCAUGUUAGGUCCCCGUUAACAUUACAUGGGGGAAUAUUUAACUAUGCUAUGUAACUGAAUGUCUAGAAUUAGAACAAUAUUCUAAAAUAUUUCCUAACUAAGUAUAUGGCUCUGGUUACAACUGUCGGUGUCGGUCGGGUACUGAGUCAGUAACUAUAUAACUAAUAGUAUAGCGAGGUAACUCGCACAACUUUUUUUAUUUCAUGGCUGAAUUUCAUUAUGGUUUUCCGGUGUUUUGAUUACUGGAGUCUACAUGUAUGGCCCCUUGUGGGCCACAACAAGGUCAUGUGCUAGCGGUCAGGCUUUACAUCUAUACGUUUGUAUCUCUCCCUCUGCCUCUCUCCACCCCCUCUCCACCCCCUUGCAGCAUUCCAUGGACUUCUUGCUGUUUCAGUUUGGACUGUGUACAUUCACAUAUGACCAGGCAGAGUCCAAGUGAGUGGGACCUUUCUUUCUUAGAUUUAACCUUCCUUCCUUCACCACAAUGAGUAGGAGUGCUGAUUUAGGAUCCGUUUUUAGCCUUUCGGAUCAUACUGAAUGAGACUACAUGGACCUGACCCUAUAUCUGCCCUCUUACUUAGAUAAGCUUGACGCAUACGACCCCUGACCUGACUCCAGAUCAGUUUGUGCUUAAGCCAACUCUUCUCUGCUGUGUUGGUUUACUGUCAUGCCAAACGGGUUGUGUCUGAAACACAGAUCUGGGACCAGGCUGUCACAUAAUUAAAUAGAACGCUGAUUUAGUAUUAAAUAGAAGACUUAGUCAGCCAUUUUGAAUGUGAUAUCUAUGCAAGCUAUAGUCAUGUUUAACCUACCUGACCUGCUGUUCUCUCUCCCUGUGUUUUUGUCCCACAGGUACGUCAUAAAGACUUUUAAUUUUUAUAUAUUCCCAAAGCCAUUCAACAGAACCUCACCAGACAUCAAGUUCAUCUGCCAGGUUAGAAAACCUUGGUCUGUCUUAUUUAAUCCGGGUGGUAGUCAUUAGGGCAUGCAACGGGAAAUGUUUUAAAACGUUUGCUACAGAAAUAGAAAACAAACAUAGGACCCAUGUUGCUCCUGGUGGUGUUUUGUUAAAUAUGAUUGUUUGUUAUUUCAGAGUUCCAGCAUAGACUUUCUGGCCAGUCAGGGUUUUGACUUCAACAAAGUGUUCCGUCACGGUAGGAGGCAUUCUGUCUGGUUGCCAAAGAAAUCCUAACUGGGACAAUAAAGAUGAUUUGAUUUAUUGAUUGAAGCUAACCUAGCUGACACCUAGCUAUCUAACCCUGCCUCCUUUUCUGGUUGCCAUAGGGAUCCCGUACCUGAACCAGGAAGAGGAAGUGCAGCUGCGGGAGCAAUAUGAGGAGAGGCGGAGUCAGAGUAACGGAUCAGGAAACCCCUCCUACAUCUCCCCCAACUCCAACAAAGGCCCUGGCAGCAUCCCAGAGGAGCACAGGGAGUACAUCGGACGAGUGAUGUAAGUUAAACCUGACUCCCAUUGCUAGUUACAACUUUAGACUGUAGUUGCAUGUGGUAACGGAGUGGUAUGAGAGACGAGAGCCUGGUCCCAAAUCCGCCCCUUUCCCUAGCCAUCUGCUGACACCAGUUCCCCAUCCACCCCUAGCCCCUUUCCCUAGCCAUCUGCUGACACCAGUUCCUCAUCCACCCCUAGCCCCUUUCCCUAGCCAUCUGCUGACACCAGUUCCUCAUCCACCCCUAGCCCCUUUCCCUAGCCAUCUGCUGACACCAGUUCCUCCAUCCACCCCUAGCCCCUUUCCCUAGCCACCUGCUGACACCAGUUCCUCACCCACCCCUAGCCCCUUUCCCUAGCCAUCUGCUGACACCAGUUCCUCCAUCCACCCCUAGCCCCUUUCCCUAGCCAUCUGCUGACACCAGUUCCUCAUCCACCCCUAGCCUCUUUCCCUAGCCAUCUGCUGACACCAGUUCCUCAUCCACCCCUAGCCCCUUUCCCUAGCCAUCUGCUGACACCAGUUCCUCAUCCACCCUAGCCUCUUUCCCUAGCCACCUGCUGACACCAGUUCCUCAUCCACCCCUAGCCCCUUUCCCUAGCCAUCUGCUGACACCAGUUCCUCAUCCACCCCUAGCCUCUUUCCCUAGCCACCUGCUUACACCAGUUCCUCAUCCACCCCUAGCCCCUUUCCCUAGCCACCUGCUGACACCAGUUCCUCCAUCCACCCCUAGCCCCUUUCCCUAGCCAUCUGCUGACACCAGUUCCUCAUCCACCCCUAGCCCCUUUCCCUAGCCAUCUGCUGACACCAGUUCCUCAUCCACCCCUAGCCCCUUUCCCUAGCCAUCUGCUGACACCAGUUCCUCAUCCACCCCUAGCCCCUUUCCCUAGCCAUCUGCCGACACCAGUUCCUCAUCCACCCCUAGCCUCUUUCCCUAGCCAUCUGCUGACACCAGUUCCUCCAUCCACCCCUAGCCCCUUUCCCUAGCCAUCUGCUGACACCAGUUCCUCCAUCCACCCCUAGCCUCUUUCCCUAGCCAUCUGCUGACACCAGUUCCUCCAUCCACCCCUAGCCCCUUUCCCUAGCCAUCUGCUGACACCAGUUCCUCAUCCACCCCUAGCCCCUUUCCCUAGCCACCUGCUGACACCAGUUCCUCAUCCACCCCUAGCCCCUUUCCCUAGCCAUCUGCUGACACCAGUUCCUCAUCCACCCCUAGCCCCUUUCCCUAGCCAUCUGCUGACACCAGUUUCCUCCAUCCACCCCUAGCCCCUUUCCCUAGCCAUCUGCUGACACCAGUUCCUCAUCCACCCCUAGCCCCUUUCCCUAGCCAUCUGCUGACACCAGUUCCUCAUCCAACCCUAGCCCCUUUCCCUAGCCAUCUGCUGACACCAGUUCCUCAUCCACCCCUAGCCCCUUUCCCUAGCCAUCUGCUGACACCAGUUCCCAUCCACCCCUAGCCCCUUUCCCUAGCCACCUGCUGACACCAGUUCCUCAUCCACCCCUAGCCCCUUUCCCUAGCCAUCUGCUGACACCAGUUCCUCCAUCCACCCCUAGCCCCUUUCCCUAGCCAUCUGCUGACACCAGUUCCUCAUCCACCCCUAGCCCCUUUCCCUAGCCAUCUGCUGACACCAGUUCCCCAUCCACCCCUAGCCCCUUUCCCUAGCCACCUGCUGACACCAGUUCCUCCAUCCACCCCUAGCCCCUUUCCCUAGCCAUCUGCUGACACCAGUUUCCUCAUCCACCCCUAGCCCCUUUCCCUAGCCAUCUGCUGACACCAGUUCCUCAUCCACCCCUAGCCCCUUUCCCUAGCCAUCUGCUGACACCAGUUCCUCAUCCACCCCUAGCCCCUUUCCAUCUGCUGACACCAGUUCCUUCAUAUUUGCUCCUUUAUAUAAGGCGUGGUUUAAACUCCUCCAAACAGAAGUUACAGCCUCAGUGUGGAACCUGUCCUACGGUCCACAGUGAAGUCACAUGGGACUGAUUUAUGUCUAGCGGAGCAGAAAUCCAUUUUAACAGCCCGUACACCACCGUUCAGCUCCAGCCCUGAAUGCAUCCCUGUAGUCGUUUUUUGUUAAGUCUUCCUCCUGCCUCUUGUCCCUUGCAGAGAGAAGGUGGAAUCGCUGUUCACUACCUCAGAGAAGACUGUGGACCUGGAGCCCUGCACUGGGUAAAGAAACGUGUGUGUGAGAUGAAUGUGCAUUUAUACAGCACUUUCUUCAGUCUCAAAGGGCUUUACCAUGUAAACAUGGCUCUCCUAAUCCCCCAGCAACAUUUACCGUUGUUUUGUUUAUUUACAAACUCCAUUCCUCCUGUUAUUUUCUCUGCUCUGCUCCAGGUUUCAGAGGAAACUGAUCUACCAGACACUCAACUGGAAGUAAGUACUGGCUCUCCUUCAAGACCAGCAGUGUUGUUGAACUCUGCAGAUAGAAUUCAGUGUUCCACCCCAAGAAUACAGGGAGAUGAAUGAAGGCCGCUUUUUAACUUUGUUUACAUUCUGAUAUUUCUAAAACUAAUUGGUGUUUAUUACUGUCGUUUUACGCUGCUUAGUGACAGUUAAUGUUAAUCAUAAAAUGUUAGUAUAUAUAUUUCUAGUACUGUGUGUGUAUAUUGUACAGAGAUUAAGUAUCUUUAUAGAAGGCUAAUGUUGAUCUAAUCUCCGACAGGUUCCCAAAGGGCCUUCACGUAGAGACCUUGGAGACAGAGAAGGUAAGUGUGCUAGCUAGUCGUUCCCAAAGGGCCUUCACGUAGAGACCUUGGAGACAGAGAAGGUAAGUGUGCUAGCUAGUCGUUCUCCAACCUCUCCUCUGGGACCCCCCAGCCGUUCCAUGGAUUUGAUCUAUUCCAGAACGAGCACACCUGAUUCAGCUGGUCACCAAGCCCUUUAUAUGGUGACUAGGGAACCAAACUGAAUACAACUGGAAGGGGCCUACCUGAAUUUGUCCAAUAUAAACUCAUUUUACAUUGAGAAACUGUCCGUUUGCAACUGUGAGCUACUUCAGGGCUGCAGCAGAAUGGUGGAACGUCGAAGGGUGUCCCCCGAGGAGAGGUUUGAAAACCAUUUAAGCGAGAGGAUGUGACGCGUGAUACCGUUUUCAACUAUUUAGUUUACUGCUCCAUUUGAAAACGUUCUUUUAUACCUCUGGUCGAGUUACUCUGGGAUUUUUCUACAUGUCGGUCAUCAGGAUGAAUGAAAGGCAUUUCUUUUCUCUGGAGUAUACCUGUGCUUAGAGGGCCUUUUUGUCUCCGGACAGAGUGAGGUGUAUGUUUGUAUACGUUAUAAACACAUGUAUGUUUAUAUUAUAUAUGGUGUUGUGUUCCGGAAAGAGCAGUACAUCCAGAUCUAGAAGGCACAACACAGCACAGAAAUACUAUCAUGUGUCAUGUGAUGUGAGUCUGUCGUACUGUGGGAGUGUCUCCAGUCAGUCGGUUUAUGUACAGUAUAGACACAGCAUACAUCAUGUAUUCUAUAUUAUAUUCUGAUAUCUGGUGUUUAACAUACAUCAUGUAUUCUAUAUUAUAUUCGGAUAUCUGGUGUUUAACAUGCAUCAUGUAUUCUAUAUUAUAUUCGGAUAUCUGGUGUUUAACAUGCAUCAUGUAUUCUAUAUUAUAUUCGGAUAUCUGGUGUUUAACAUGCAUCAUGUAUUCUAUAUUAUAUUCGGAUAUCUGGUGUUUAACAUGCAUCAUGUAUUCUAUAUUAUAUUCGGAUAUCUGGUGUUUAACAUGCAUCAUGUAUUGUAUAUUAUAUUCUGAUAUCUGGUGUUUAACAUGCAUCAUGUAUUCUAUAUUAUAUUCGGAUAUCUGGUGUUUAACAUGCAUCAUGUAUUGUAUAUUAUAUUCUGAUAUCUGGUGUUUCAGAAAGAGCGCUACAUCCAGAUCAGCAAGGUGGACGAUGAGGAGCGGAAGAGGAGAGAACGGCAGAAACAGGAGAGAGAACAGGUGACGUUCCUUCUACCGUCUCUAAAAAGCAAACCAACUAAACGGAGACGGUCUAAACGCAGUAACGACAAACUGACAUGACCAGCUGAAUUUCCUUCUACCGUCACUAAAAAGCAAACGUUACAUUUCUUCUUGGAAAUGUUCCAAACCUUCACCCCCCCCUGAAUAAACAUGAUCAGGAGGUAACGUUUUGAAUCUGGGAGAUGACUUGUCCAAUAAGAGACAUUUCUUUGUAGUUUUUCUUUGCGAUGUUUUGCCAUGUUUCCUACUGAACAUGACCCUUGUCAAUCUUUACAGGAGGAGCUGAAUGACGCUGUGGGAUUCUCCAGGGUCAUACACGCCAUCUCCAAAUCUGUGAGUUACCCUGACAACCUGUUAUCAAAUACCGGAGUUCCUGACAACCUGUUAUCAAAUUGUUGUUUUGUUUUAUCUGUAUCUUCUGUUAUGUUGCGACGUAUAUGCCAGCUGCUUUUGCAAUCCAGCACUGAAACUAUAAGGAAUAUUUUAGUUGAGUGAGUUCUCCUUUUUCUCACUUGGGUGCUAUACUAUUUUAUACCUUUUAGGAUGGGACUCAUCUCUUUUCACCCUCUCUCCAACACAGGGAAAGUUGGUGGUUGGCCACAACAUGCUGUUGGAUGUCAUGCAUACCAUCCAUCAGUUCUACUGCGUACUGCCAGAGGUACAAACACGCACCAAUUAGAUGAACAUUGCAGACAUGCGCACGCAAUGGUUUGGAAUCGAAACCUUGUUUCUUUCCUGUUUGACAAACAGUCUUUUCUUUUUUUCCCCCCACAGGACCUGAAUGACUUUAAAGAGGUCACUCAGUGUGUCUUCCCCAGGUAAAGACAUACUGCUGCUACUUCUCUCUAUGGGCCGUUCUGGCUCCGACAAGGCUUACCACUACUUUGACCUAAUCUCUCUGGGAGUCGGUCUAUUUAUCUGGUGUACUGUUAAUCUAUAAACUUCUCCAGUAGCCUAGAGGUUGGAAAGGUGGACCAGCAGCCGGAAAGGCCGGCGACACAAAUGGGAAUGAACUGGCAGCUGGAAAGGCUGCUGGUCUGAUCCCAUAUACCGUCUCCUGCCAUUGUGCAAGGCACUUAACCCACCACAUGUUUUCGAUCCAGGAGCGCUGCAAUUGCGUCUGACCCUGUGCCUCUCAACGCGUUGCCUCCCUGUCAACACGUUGCCUCUCAACGCGCGUGUAUAUCUGGGGCUGUUGGGAAAGGCAGACAUUCCGCUCUAACCAAUGGACAAUAAAGUAUCUCCUCUAUCCUCUUCUCAGGCUGUUGGACACCAAGCUCAUGGCCACAACACAACCUUUCAAGGUAAUAAUAUUUAAAGUAUUUUGAUGUUAGUUUAAAAACGAUGUAAGGAAACCCCUGUUGAAAUCGGAAUAGUAUUUAUUGUGAAAUGUUAUUGUAACCCCUCUAGGAGUUGAUCAACAUCACAUCUCUAGCAGAGCUGCAGAAACAGCUGAAAGAGAGCCCCUUCAAACCUCCUAAAGUUGGUAAGAGAACAUUUACAACUACACCAUGUUUAAGAGUAAGCUAUUUCAGAAGCUAGCAGCUAGCGCGGCAGCUAAUGAUCGAACGGCUAGCGCGGCAGCUAAUGAUCGAACGGCUAGCGCGGCAGCUAAUGAUCGAACGGCUAGCGCGGCAGCUAAUGAUCGAACAGCUAGCGCGGCAGCUAAUGGUCGAACAGCUAGCGCGGCAGCUAAUGAUCAAACAGCUAGCGCGGCAGCUAAUGAUCAAACAGCUAGCUCGAAGGCUAAAAUGGCUUUGGAAAAAUAAGAAUUCAGCUAAUAGGGAGAUGUAUCUAACAAAAUAACUACAUAAUCGCAUUAACUAAUCAUACAACAAUUGACACAUAAUAGAAAUGUUGGUACAUUUGUGUACAAAUCUAACUUAAUCAACCUAUGUUUAUGGUAAGGGACAAAAAUCUAUAGCGGUGGAUAGUAGAACCCCCUGGGGGUAAUUGGCUUAUCCACAGCGGGGACUUGAAGACUGAUGAAGACCAUAGGUUUACUGGUAGAAUGCAAGAGGGAGUACUUCAGGGGUACUCCAGACAGAGCCAAAUGUACUUGCUGGUAUAAGUAACCAAGAAAGGUUGAGAACCAUUGAUCUAUUGGACCUGUGUAGAUACUGUAAUGCAGUGGUAUUCCAAGUCGGGGAAGCGACCCCAGGGCAACUGCAGUGGGGUUCCCUUUUUACAGAUUAUUGUAUGGGACCAUAUACUAACAAAAAUCUACGUUUAUCGUCAUUAGAUCACUGGGGAAAACAAGCCAGGAAAAAAAAAAGUACAUAUUUGAAUUUCAUAAAAAUUGUAAAACAUAAGUUAUCCUUUUUAGAUAAAACUAUACUAAAUAUAAUAUUGUGUUACCAAAUAAUUGAUUAAAACACUAUUUUUGCAAAGAAGGUCUACAGUAGCCUCAACAGCACUCUAUAGGGUGUAGCUGGAGGACAGCUAGCUUCUGUCCUCCUUUGGGUACAUUGACUUAAAUACAAAACCUAUGAGGCUCAUGGUUCUCACCCCCUUCCAUAGACUUAAACAGUUAUGACCAACAUCCGGAGGAUGUCCUCCAACCUAUCAAAGCUCUUGCAGCAUGUCGUGGUAAUUAUUCUAACCAAAAGAGAGACUUUUAGAUUUCUUCAUAACCAUCAAACUUUAUUAAUCAUUACUGCAGUAAUGGAGCGUUAACGGUCGCCCAAUGGUGUAGAGUUAAGGCCCAAAUAAGCAGGGUUAGGUUACAACUUUUUAGUCUUUCUGAGUCCUCGUGACGACGAACAGAUGUGACUUUAUACAAAGGUACAUUGUGUUCUCAUGCAACAGACAGCAAGAUUUACAUGGCGCCAAAUAUCUCUAGUUAAUUUACUACUUGUUUAUACAGAAACACUAAUGCAACAUGGGAUACUAAGUCCUUCCCUUAAUUUAUGAAGUCCAGUGCUCAUUAAUAAUCUGGAGGGAGGAUUCUCCUCUCCCUGGCAGACAGACCAGCAUUCAACAUAGACACUGCUAAUGGAAUGGAGUGUUUUCUUAUCACCAGGCCAUCGUAAAUCAACUGUCAGCAUUAAGCCUCAGAGGCUCCUCUCGGAAGAACAGAAAUUGUGAAUGUACUAAUAUAGGAAUAUAUUCUAAUAUAAAAGUAAUGUGAUUUAACAUAAUAUUGUAAUUCUACGACAAGCAUGAACUGACAUGUCCACCCAAUCAAAGGAUCAGAGAAUGAAUCUAGUACUGAAAGCAUAAGCUACAGCUAGCUAGCAGUGCAUAAAAUGUGGUGAGUAGUUGACUCAAAGAGACAAUAGUUGAACAGUGUUUAAUAAAGUAAUUUCUUCCUAAAUAAAGGAGAAGCUAAGAGUUCAUUUUCUUUCAGUUUCACUUACUUAGCUAGCAAAUGCAGCUAGCUAGUUUAGCCUACUGAAACGCCCUGCUCAAACAUAGGGAUGCUAUGUUAGCUAGCUGGCUAUGAAGAUCCAACACUGGAACUCUUCCAAGUCAAGAUAAGCUUCUGGUUUUAUAAAUGUAUUGCCACCAGGGCCCGCCGGUGUAAGAGCUAAACUGCUUACUUGACUGUACACUGUAACGUUACUGCAUGAUUGUAGCGAGUUUACUUGCACAUUAGUUCUAUUAGCUAUGUUGACUAUGAUGUUACUUUAGCUAAUAUGAUGUAGGCUGUGUGUAGCAAUUAUGAUAUGGUUUGGCUUGGAAAGGUUUGUCAUUUUUAUCAAGGGAGGCCAAAUGCUCUCUGGCUUCCCUGGCAUUCAAUCCUACGGUCGGCAACAAUGUCAUACUCUUUAUGACCAGACAGCAUCAGAUAGAUGGGCUACACGUACUGAGACAGAGGGGGCGCUGUUUCGCUCACUCGGAUGCUUUCUCCGGUGAGAUACAUUCAGCCUCUAGCGAAUUGAAGGAAAAUUAUGAAACUGAGACGAAAGAGACAUUAUUUAAUGUUUUUUUUUUUUUUUAAUUGGUAAAGUUUUUGGGGAAGCCUGGCUUCCCCUGGCAUCCAUGAGUACAUGCCACUGGUCGCUAGAGUCAUUUAAAAAAAAAUGGGGUCCCCAGAAAUUCUGGCGGGAAAAAUGGUGUCCCUGCUGAACUUUUGAAUACUCCUGCUGGAAUGUCUAUGGCCAGGGACAAUAAUGAGAGACAUCUAUUAAAGUGUAGUGUCUGAUUUAGCCCUGCUUCUCUUCUUUCCUCCAUGGACCAGUGACGGCGGAGGAUUUCCCCAGCUACGAUACAGCCCAGGAACAGCUCCACGAGGCGGGCUACGAUGCCUACAUCACUGGCCUCUGCUUCAUCGCCAUGGCCAACUACCUAGGUACCUAACUCUACCUAUACACACUGCUACUGCUAUUACUACUGCUACGACUACUAUUACUACUACUACGACUACUAAUACUGCUCUAACCCUACAUCACUGGCCUCUGCUUCAUCGCCAUGGCCAACUACCUAGGUACCUAACUCUACCUAUACACACUGCUACUGCUACUACUACUACUACUACUACUACUACUAUUACUAAUGCUGCUACUACUGCUGCUACUGCUGCUACUACUACUACUAUUACUACUACUACGACUACUACUACUGCUCUAACCCUACAUCACUGGCCUCUGCUUCAUCGCCAUGGCCAACUACCUAGGUACCUAACUCUACCUAUACACACUACUACUACUACUACUACUACUACUACUACUACUACUAUUACUAAUGCUGCUACUACUGCUGCUACUGCUGCUACGACUACUACUACGACUACUACUACGACUACUACUACUACUACUACUACUAUUACUACUACUACUACUGCUGCUACUACUGCUACUACUAUUACUACUACUACUGCUCUAACCCUACAUCACUGGCCUCUGCUUCGUUGGCCUUUUCUCAUUUGGGUAAAAGUCUGUCCUCCUUACGCUCUCUCCUCCGUGGUCGAGGAGAGAGUAGGGAACAGAAGCGUGUCCUCCCCUCGUCGACAGCCACCUUUCAUUGAGGAUAGUCACGUGUAUCCUACCUAAGUCCUUGGUGGAAGAUCUGCCAGGCCCCCUUCCAGUCAGGUUGUCAGAGGAGAGAAGCAUGCGCUCACCAUAAGGAGCAUAUCGUUUUAUCUAGAAAAUGUCAACUACCUUCAUUAGUUUUCAUCACUUUACACAUUUAUUCCGAGAUCCACCCCCUGGAAACGUCAUCCGCGUUAUGUGGCGCGAGUAGAGAAGGAUCAUUUCAUACCGGCACGUUUUCAUCCACGUUCCCUCUCCUCCACCGCCUCUCCUCCGUGACCUUCGACCUUUUUCAGAAGGAGGCGAGAGAGGAUGCAGGAGUUGAGCAAAUCCAAUUGAGAAAAGGCCAUCUCCAUGGCCAGCCACCUAGGUAACACUACCACUUACCGUUAGUGAAAAUGGAUGGGGACAGUACCGUAGGCAUGGACAGCUUGGAGUCUCUGUGACGGCAUAUAGGCUAAAGCAGUAGAAGCUGUAACGUUUUUGUCAUCGGUGGCUGUUCAUCUCUUUCCACCUCAGGUACUUUCCUGACUCCCCCCAAAGCCCACAUCCCGUCCCGAUCUAAACUCAUCGAACCCUUCGUCAACAAGUAAGAUAUUUUUUCCCCUUCAGUUUCUUUACCUCCUAUGGGGACUCGUAGGUAUUCCCUACCUCAACAUGUCUUAGUGUAUGAAGCCUUAUAAUGCUACAUUGACGUCUCAUGUCUUCUCCAGACUGUUCCUGAUGAGGAUCAUAGAUAUCCCCUACCUCAACAUCAGCGGACCAGACCGUGAGUAGUUCUAUGUGAUACAAUAUACUGUCCAACACCGUAUCCUACAGAACGGUAGUAUUAUACACUGCCUCACCUGCGUAUAGUCAGCAGCCAAAAAAAAUGGAGAGAGUUUAUUAACGAUGACAUAUAGAAAUGGGCCGUGACAAUGAUGUAUAUAAACCCAUCAUUGGGCAGUGGUGAUAACUAAUAAUGUUCCUUGUUCCCUCUCUCUAUCCAUCUCUGUUCCCCUCUCUCUCUAUCCAUCUCUGUUCCCCUCUCUCUCUAUCCAUCUCUGUUCCCCUCUCUCUCUAUCCAUCUCUGUUCCCCUCUCUCUAUCCAUCUCUGUUCCCCUCUCUCUAUCCAUCUCUGUUCCCCUCUCUCUAUCCAUCUCUGUUCCCCUCUCUCUAUCCAUCUCUGUUCCCCUCUCUCUAUCCAUCUCUGUUCCCCUCUCUCUAUCCAUCUCUGUUCCCCUCUCUCUAUCCAUCUCUGUUCCCCUCUCUCUAUCCAUCUCUGUUCCCCUCUCUCUAUCCAUCUCUGUUCCCCUCUCUCUAUCCAUCUCUGUUCCCCUCUCUCUAUCCAUCUCUGUUCCCCUCUCUCUAUCCAUCUCUGUUCCCCCCUCUCUCUAUCAUCUCUGUUCCCCCCUCUCUCUAUCCAUCUCUGUUCCCCCCUCUCUCUAUCCAUCUCUGUUCCCCUCUUCCCCCCUCUCCUCCUCUACAGUCCAGCCCAAGAGGGAUCAUGUUCUGUACGUUACCUUCCCUAAGGAGUGGAAGACCAGUGACCUCUACCAGCUAUUCAGUGCCUUUGGUAAGACACACACCACAUAAUAUGAAAAUAAUAUAUGCUGUUUAGCAGACACUUUUAUCCAAAGCAAUGUACAUUGGUGGUCCCAGUGGGAAUCAAAGCCACCACCCUGGUGUUGCAAGUGCUCUGCUCUACCAACUGGGACACCAAACCCCACACAAACCAGUAACUACCAACUGGGUCACCAAACCCCACACAAACCAGUAACUACCAACUGGGUCACCAAACCCCACACAAACCAGUAACUACCAACUGGGUCACCAAACCCCACACAAACCAGUAACUACCAACUGGGACACCAAACCCCACACAAACCAGUAACUACCAACUGGGACACCAAACCCCACACAAACCAGUAACUACCAACUGGGACACCAAACCCCACACAAACCAGUAACUACCAACUGGGACACCAAACCCCACACAAACCAGUAACUACCAACUGGGACACCAAACCCCACACAAACCAGUAACUACCAACUGGGACACCAAACCCCACACAAACCAGUAACUACCAACUGGGACACCAAACCCCACACAAACCAGUAACUACCAACUGGGACACCAAACCCCACACAAACCAGUAACUACCAACUGGGACACCAAACCCCACACAAACCAGUAACUACCAACUGGGACACCAAACCCCACACAAACCAGUAACUACCAACUGGGACACCAAACCCCACACAAACCAGUAACUACCAACUGGGACACCAAACCCCACACAAACCAGUAACUACCAACUGGGACACCAAACCCCACACAAACCAGUAACUACCAACUGGGACACCAAACCCCACACAAACCAGUAACUACCAACUGGGACACCAAACCCCACACAAACCAGUAACUACCAACUGGGACACCAAACCCCACACAAACCAGUAACUACCAACUGGGACACACACCAGGACAGCUUUUAAUUGCCGUGUCUGCCCGCAUGUCUCCUAGGUAACAUCCAGGUGUCGUGGAUUGAUGACACGUCAGCGUUUGUGUCUCUGAGUCAGACGGAGCAGGUGCAGAUCGGUGAGUACUGGCCUCAACUAGCGUCCCAACAUGCACCCUAUUCCCUAUAUAUAGUGCACUACGUUUGACCCAGAGACCAGGACUUGACUUGGGCCGGCACCUCAAAUGUUCUACUGCUUGAGUUCUGGCACCUCUUAUAGAAGACUUAGAACUAUUGCAGAGUUCCUGCACCUAAAUCUAAAUGGUUGAGGAUGAACAGCUGUUUCAGGCCAAGUGGAGCGCUGCCAGAGACGUUACCCAAUCCUCCUGCACUACUAUUAACCAGCUGUUUCAGGCCAAGUGGAGCGCUGCCAGAGACGUUACCCAAUCCUCCUGCACUACUAUUAACCAGCUGUUUCAGGCCAAGUGGAGCGCUGCCAGAGACGUUACCCAAUCCUCCUGCACUACUAUUAACCAGCUGUUUCAGCCCCAGCUGUUUCAGGCCAAGUGGAGCGCUGCCAGAGACGUUACCCAAUCCUCCUGCACUACUAUUAACCAGCUGUUUCAGGCCAAGUGGAGCGCUGCCAGAGACGUUACCCAAUCCUCCUGCACUACUAUUAACCAGCUGUUUCAGGCCAAGUGGAGCGCUGCCAGAGACGUUACCCAAUCCUCCUGCACUACUAUUAACCAGCUGUUUAUGUGCCUGUACUGUGGGUGUGGUCUCACUCUGUUCCUGUCAAUCUGUCUCCAAACCCUGGUACACAAAAGGUUGAGCAACACUGCUCUAGAAAACUCAACAUUUCACUUCAAAUGAAUCAAAGUUGAUAUUUUUCUAUAUAUUUUUUUUGCGAUCGUUCUGACUAGACUCCCAUUCUCUCCUUUGUGUGGCCUUCUCCGUCUGUCUGUAUAGCGAUUAACACGAGUCGCUAUGCGGAGAGCUACCGUAUCCAGACGUAUGCGGAGUACGUCCAGGGCAGACAGCAAGUCAGGGAGAGCCAGGGCCACACUACCCAGUCCUGGGAUGAGGACGGCUGGGUUAAACCACACUACACCUCCCCCUCUACCGUUGGUGAUGGACCUACUGGCUACAGCUACGGUCACAACAGGUUUACACAGACACCACUUUAUUUCAUAUACUUUUUUAAUGCAAGGGGGUCCUUGAGUGUCUUGAAAGGCGUCUGUCAAUGUUAUUUUUUGUAUUAUUUAAAAGAAGCAAAGAAUCUGCUCCACCGUUCUACAAGUUCACGGUGGAGUCUCUCUAAGGCAGGUUGAUUUGUUUAAAAUGUGAAGGCGGUCCUUGUGUGCACUCUGUUGUACGCGUCAGGCAGUCGUCGGGGAAACGCUGCAUCAGUCCUAUCCAGGAGGAGCAGCCUGCGGAGGGAGGGGCACUGAGCACACACACUGACGGGUGGAGCGGCUACGCUCACUGUCACACACACUCCGACACGGGCAGCAAGAAGAUCAGGACUGACGGUAAGGACCCCCCCCGCCCCCCCCGCUGGGAGACAGACAGUAACUAAGUGUAUAUAUCCAUCACCAGUGUACUAAUCAUGAACAGAAUGUUCAGAGGAAAACACUGAUCGAGAAACACCUGUUCUGAUGUGGUCUGUUUUCUCUAGGGGGGUGUAGACCUGAUGUGGUGUAGUCUCCUCCAGGGGUGUGUAGACCUGAUGUGGUGUCGUCUCUAGGUGUGUAGACCUGAUGUGUUGUAUUCUCUAGGGGUGUGUAGACCUGAUGUGUUGUCUUCUCUAGGGGUGUGUAGACCUGAUGUGGUGUCGUCUCCUCCAGGGGGGUGUGUAGACCUGAUGUGGUGUCGUCUCUAGGGGUGUUGUCUCCUCCAGGGGGGUGUGUAGACCUGAUGUGGUGUCUUCUCUAGGGGUGUUGUCUCCUCCAGGGCGGUGUGUAGACCUGAUGUGGUGUCUUCUCUAGGGGUGUGUAGACCUGAUGUGGUGUUGUCUCUAGGGGUGUGUAGACCUGAUGUGGUGUUGUCUCCUCCAGGGGGGUGUGUAGACCUGAUGUGGUGUCGUCUCUAGGGGUGUGUAGACCUGAUGUGGUGUUGUCUCCUCCAGGGGGGUGUGUAGACCUGAUGUGGUGUCGUCUCUAGGGGUGCGUAGACCUGAUGUGGUGUCGUCUCUAGGGGUGUGUAGACCUGAUGUGGUGUCGUCUCCUCCAGGGGGGUGUGUAGACCUGAUGUGGUGUCGUCUCUAGGGGUGUGUAGACCUGAUGUGGUGUUGUCUCCUCCAGGGGGGUGUGUAGACCUGAUGUGGUGUCGUCUCUAGGGGUGUGUAGCCCUGAUGUGGUGUUGUCUCCUCCAGGGGGGUGUGUAGACCUGAUGUGGAGUCGACUCCUCCAGGGGGGGGUGUAGACCUGAUGUGGUGUCGUCUCUAGGGGUGUGUAGACCUGAUGUGGAGUCGACUCCUCCAGGGGGGUGUGUAGACCUGAUGUGGUGUUGUCUCUAGGGGUGUGUAGACCUGAUGUGGUGUCGUCUCCUCCAGGGGGGUGUGUAGACCUGAUGUGGUGUUGUCUCUAGGGGUGUGUAGACCUGAUGUGGUGUCGUCUCCUCCAGGGGGGUGUGUAGACCUGAUGUGGUGUUGUCUCUAGGGGUGUGUAGACCUGAUGUGGUGUCGUCUCCUCCAGGGGGGUGUGUAGACCUGAUGUGGUGUUGUCUCUAGGGGUAUGUAGACCUGAUGUGGUGUUGUCUCCUCCAGGGGGGUGUAGACCUGAUGUGGUGUUGUCUCCUCCAGGGGGGUGUGUAGACCUGAUGUGGUGUCGUCUCCAGGGGUGUGUAGACCUGAUGUGGUGUUGUCUCUAGGGGUGUGUAGACCUGAUGUGGUGUUGUCUCCUCCAGGGGGGGGUGUAGACCUGAUGUGGUGGUGUCUCCUCCAGGGGGGUGUGUAGACCUGAUGUGGUGUUGUCUCCUCCAGGGGGGUGUGUAGACCUGAUGUGGUGUCGUCUCCUCCAGGGGGGUGUGUAGACCUGAUGUGGUGUUGUCUCUAGGGGUGUGUAGACCUGAUGUGGUGUCGUCUCCUCCAGGGGGGUGUGUAGACCUGAUGUGGUGUUGUCUCUAGGGGUGUGUAGACCUGAUGUGGUGUCGUCUCCUCCAGGGGGGUGUGUAGACCUGAUGUGGUGUUGUCUCUAGGGGUGUGUAGACCUGAUGUGGUGUCGUCUCCUCCAGGGGGGUGUGUAGACCUGAUGUGGUGUUGUCUCUAGGGGUGUGUAGACCUGAUGUGGUGUUGUCUCUAGGGGUAUGUAGACCUGAUGUGGUGUUGUCUCCUCCAGGGGGGUGUAGACCUGAUGUGGUGUUGUCUCCUCCAGGGGGGUGUGUAGACCUGAUGUGGUGUCGUCUCCAGGGGUGUGUAGACCUGAUGUGGUGUUGUCUCUAGGGGUGUGUAGACCUGAUGUGGUGUUGUCUCCUCCAGGGGGGUGUGUAGACCUGAUGUGGUGUUGUCUCUAGGGGUGUGUAGACCUGAUGUGGUGUUGUCUCCUCCAGGGGGGUGUAGACCUGAUGUGGUGUUGUCUCCUCCAGGGGGGUGUGUAGACCUGAUGUGGUGUCGUCUCCAGGGGUGUGUAGACCUGAUGUGGUGUUGUCUCUAGGGGUGUGUAGACCUGAUGUGGUGUUGUCUCCUCCAGGGGGGUGUGUAGACCUGAUGUGGUGUUGUCUCUAGGGGUGUGUAGACCUGAUGUGGUGUUGUCUCCUCCAGGGGGGUGUGUAGACCUGAUGUGGUGUUGUCUCUAGGGGUGUGUAGACCUGAUGUGGUGUUGUCUCCUCCAGGGGGGUGUGUAGACCUGAUGUGGUGUUGUCUCUAGGGGUGUGUAGACCUGAUGUGGUGUUGUCUCCUCCAGGGGGGUGUGUAGACCUGAUGUGGUGUCGUCUCUAGGGGUGUGUAGCCCUGAUGUGGUGUUGUCUCUAGGGGUGUGUAGACCUGAUGUGGUGUUGUCUCCUCCAGGGGGGUGUGUAGACCUGAUGUGGAGUCGACUCCUCCAGGGGGGUGUGUAGACCUGAUGUGGUGUCGUCUCUAGGGGUGUGUAGACCUGAUGUGGUGUUGUCUCCUCCAGGGGGGUGUGUAGACCUGAUGUGGUGUCGUCUCUAGGGGUGUGUAGCCCUGAUGUGGUGUUGUCUCUAGGGGUGUGUAGACCUGAUGUGGUGUUGUCUCCUCCAGGGGGGUGUGUAGACCUGAUGUGGAGUCGACUCCUCCAGGGGGGUGUGUAGACCUGAUGUGGUGUCGUCUCUAGGGGUGUGUAGCCCUGAUGUGGUGUUGUCUCUAGGGGUGUGUAGACCUGAUGUGGUGUUGUCUCCUCCAGGGGGGUGUGUAGACCUGAUGUGGAGUCGACUCCUCCAGGGGGGUGUGUAGACCUGAUGUGGUGUCGUCUCUAGGGGUGUGUAGACCUGAUGUGGUGUUGUCUCCUCCAGGGGGGUGUGUAGACCUGAUGUGGUGUCGUCUCUAGGGGUGUGUAGCCCUGAUGUGGUGUUGUCUCUAGGGGUGUGUAGACCUGAUGUGGUGUUGUCUCCUCCAGGGGGGUGUGUAGACCUGAUGUGGAGUCGACUCCUCCAGGGGGGUGUGUAGACCUGAUGUGGUGUUGUCUCUAGGGGUGUGUAGACCUGAUGUGGUGUUGUCUCCUCCAGGGGGGUGUGUAGACCUGAUGUGGUGUCGUCUCCUCCAGGGGGGUGUGUAGACCUGAUGUGGUGUUGUCUCUAGGGGUGUGUAGACCUGAUGUGGUGUCGUCUCCUCCAGGGGGGUGUGUAGACCUGAUGUGGUGUUGUCUCUAGGGGUGUGUAGACCUGAUGUGGUGUUGUCUCUAGGGGUAUGUAGACCUGAUGUGGUGUUGUCUCCUCCAGGGGGGUGUAGACCUGAUGUGGUGUUGUCUCCUCCAGGGGGGUGUGUAGACCUGAUGUGGUGUCGUCUCCAGGGGUGUGUAGACCUGAUGUGGUGUUGUCUCUAGGGGUGUGUAGACCUGAUGUGGUGUUGUCUCCUCCAGGGGGGUGUGUAGACCUGAUGUGGAGUCGACUCCUCCAGGGGGGUGUGUAGACCUGAUGUGGUGUCGUCUCUAGGGGUGUGUAGACCUGAUGUGGUGUUGUCUCCUCCAGGGGGGUGUGUAGACCUGAUGUGGUGUCGUCUCCUCCAGGGGGGUGUGUAGACCUGAUGUGGUGUUGUCUCUAGGGGUGUGUAGACCUGAUGUGGUGUUGUCUCCUCCAGGGGGGUGUGUAGACCUGAUGUGGUGUUGUCUCUAGGGGGGUGUAGACCUGAUGUGGUGUUGUCUCCUCCAGGGGGGUGUGUACGGACGUAUGCAGGAGUAGUGGACAGCAGGACGUCAGAAGGUUGGCUGAAAACUCAGUAAGUAAAGAUUUGUGAACAGUUGAACAUAUAACUCUAGAACUUUUAGUGGUGCUUUAAACUAGAAAAACUACCUGGGUGUUCGUUGAAGGAAGUUAAGCCUGUGAUUGGUUGCUCUUCACUGUAGGUCUGGGUCUGAUUCGUCGAGCAUGAGUCCGAUCCAGGAAGAGGUGGGGUCAGAGGCGGUGGACGACGCUAGUGAUCCAGCGGCGGGCGACUGGCAACAGCAGUCUUCAGCCAAUCAGAGCAAGAAGGGCCGCAAGAACAACAAGAAGAGGAAGACUGAUGGUGAGACAAGUGUGUUUUUAAAGUGUAUAUUGCCCCAUCAAAUCAAGCUUUUAUUAAUACAGCACAUUUCAGACAUGGAAUGCAACACAAUGUGCUUCACAUGAAAAAACUAAUAAAAACAAUGAAAAUAAAACAUAAAUAUUUAAUAGACAACAAACAUCAGAGGAUAAAAAACUAAAGAACAAUUAAACUGAAGGACUAAAAAGCAGCCUGAGGAAAAGCAACGCUAAAAAGGAGUGUUUUAAGAUCUCUUUUAAAUAUGUCCCCAGUUUCUGGGGGGCAUAGUAACUAAAGGCUGCCUCUCCAUGCCUCUUGGCCCUAGGCUGUCCCCAGUUUCUGGGGGGCAUAGUAACUAAAGGCUGCCUCUCCAUGCCUCUUGGCCCUAGGCUGUCCACAGUUUCUGGGGGUCAUAGUAACUAAAGGCUGCCUCUCCAUGCCUCUUGGCCCUAGGCUGUCCACAGUUUCUGGGGGUCAUAGUAACUAAAGGCUGCCUCUCCAUGCCUCUUGGCCCUAGGCUGUCCACAGUUUCUGGGGGUCAUAGUAACUAAAGGCUGCCUCUCCAUGCCUCUUGGCCCUAGGCUGUCCCCAGUUUCUGGGGGGCAUAGUAACUAAAGGCCGCCUCUCCAUGCCUCUUGGCCCUAGGCUGUCCACAGUUUCUGGGGGGCAUAGUAACUAAAGGCUGCCUCUUGGCCCUAGGCUGUCCCCAGUUUCUGGGGGUCAUAGUAACUAAAGGCUGCCUCUCCAUGCCUCUUGGCCCUGGGCUGUCCCCAGUUUCUGGGGGUCAUAGUAACUAAAGGCUGCCUCUCCAUGCCUCUUGGCCCUAGGCUGUCCCCAGUUUCUGGGGGUCAUAGUAACUAAAGGCCGCCUCUCCAUGCCUCUUGGUCCUAGGCUGUCCCCAGUUUCUGGGGGUCAUAGUAACUAAAGGCCGCCUCUCCAUGCCUCUUGGUCCUAGGCUGUCCACAGUUUCUGGGGGGCAUAGUAACUAAAGGCUGCCUCUCCAUGCCUCUUGGCCCUAGGCUGUCCACAGUUUCUGGGGGGCAUAGUAACUAAAGGCUGCCUCUCCAUGCCUCUUGGUCCUAGGCUGUCCCCAGUUUCUGGGGGUCAUAGUAACUAAAGGCCGCCUCUCCAUGCCUCUUGGUCCUAGGCUGUCCACAGUUUCUGGGGGGCAUAGUAACUAAAGGCUGCCUCUCCAUGCCUCUUGGCCCUAGGCUGUCCACAGUUUCUGGGGGGCAUAGUAACUAAAGGCUGCCUCUCCAUGCCUCUUGGCCCUAGGCUGUCCCCAGUUUCUGGGGGUCAUAGUAACUAAAGGCUGCCUCUCCAUGCCUCUUGGCCCUAGGCUGUCCCCAGUUUCUGGGGGUCAUAGUAACUAAAGGCUGCCUCUCCAUGCUGUCCCCAGUUUCUGGGGGGCAUAGUAACUAAAGGCCGCCUCUCCAUGCAUCUUGGUCCUAGGCUUUGGGAUAGUUAAACGGCCAGUGCCAGAGGACCUGAGGGACCUACUGGUUACAUAACUUAAAAGCAUGUCUGACAUGUAUUGGGAUGCACAAUCGUGGAUUGAUUUAAAAACCAAUAGAAGAAUCUUAACAUUUAAUUCUAAAACUCACAGGCAGCCAGUGCAGAGGCCUUAAAACCGUCUGGUCUUGGUCAGCAUUCUGUAUGUUUUGCAGUUGACCAAAGGCUUUCUUGGUUAGACCAGACAGGAGAGCAUUACAGUAGUCAAGCCUGCUUGUAAUAAAAGCAUGGAUGAGUCUCUCUGUAUCAGCCUGAGAGAGAAACAGCCCCACCUUGGCAAUGUUCCUCAGGUGCUAAAAUGCUAUUUUGGUCACAAUCCUAAUGUGAUUCAAUUUAGUUCAGAAUCUAAAAUAACACCUAGGUUUUUUUUAUCUUUAUGGCCUGUGAAUUAAAAUGCGUGGCCAUGUUCUCUCUCUGCGCUUUGGCUCCAAUAAUAAGUAUCUUGGUCUUGUCUUGAUUUAGCCGGAGGAAGUUGUGAGCCAUCCAAAGUGUUUAAAUCACUUAAUAGUCUAAUUUAUCUGUGGAGCUAAAGUCCUCUGGUGACAGACCCUGAUAGUUAGAGCCCAAGAGAGAGUUUGAUCUCCACUUCUCCUUAUUGAAGAGUUGUGAAUAGCACCAUCACCGGUGGUGUACCUCAGGUUGACUGUCUCUCUGUCUCACCUCUCCCUUUUCCCUCCCUCUAGGUGCAGAGACCAUGUCUUCUCUGUCUCACCUCUCCCUUUUCCCUCCCUCUAGGUGCAGAGACCAUGUCUUCUCUGUCUCACCUCUCCCUUUUCCCUCCCUCUAGGUGCAGAGACCACGUCUUCUCUCUUCGAAGUUCCUCA